Podarcis muralis (Common wall lizard) is the source of this 4112-nucleotide messenger RNA. It is a transcript of the gene CFAP410, whose product is annotated as cilia and flagella associated protein 410. Gene Ontology annotation, molecular function: protein binding. Gene Ontology annotation, biological process: cytoskeleton organization; mRNA splicing, via spliceosome. The record is from RefSeq and is a predicted model, not a curated record. Gene Ontology annotation, cellular component: U4/U6 x U5 tri-snRNP complex. NCBI's taxonomy places the organism in Eukaryota, Metazoa, Chordata, Lepidosauria, Squamata, Lacertidae.
CCGGCUCUGCCGUGAGCGGGAUGGAGGCGAAGGCGUCUGCGCCUGCGCCCGGGCCCGCCCUUGGAAACGCGUCGGAAGCUGGCGAGCGGGCCUUGGUGACCCGGCCCGGGAAGGCCGGCGAACCCGCCGCCGCCAUGAAACUGACCCGUAAGGUGGUCCUGUCCCGGGCAAAGGCCACCGACCUCAGCGGCGUCCGCAAGCUGAACUGCUGGGGCAGCCGCAUCUCAGAUAUUUCUAUCUGCCGUGAGCUUCCCAACAUUGAGGUGAUCACGUUCAGUGCAAAUCACAUCUCCAGCCUGGAGCCAAUGAACCAGUGCCAGAACUUAACGGAGCUUUAUCUCAGGAGGAACAAUAUUGCAAGCCUCCUUGAGCUGUUCCACCUGAAGAAGCUGCCCCGCCUGAGAAUCCUCUGGCUCUCUGAGAACCCUUGCUGUGGUCCUGAUCCUCAUCGCUAUCGGAUGACGGUGCUGCGCAACCUUCCGAAUCUCCAGAAGCUUGACAAUCGGAUGGUGACAGAGGAAGAACUGUCCCAUUCCCUGCUGGAAGGGGAAGAGAUAACGUCACCCCCGGCCAAAUUGGACGUGGAAAACUUCUGCCAAAACUCCACCACUGAAUCCAGUGUAACGGAGUCUACAGCAGAGAAUGAAAAUGAAGUCAUGAACUUCACCUUGGAGGAGACAAAUAAAAUCCGCGAGCAGCUUGGGAUGAAGCCUGUUGCUCCAAGGGAGAAGUUUGUCUCCUUGUGCCCUAGGCAGAUGGAGGGGAACCGAAAGAAACGGAACAACAUCCUCAAUGCCAUCAUGAUGCUCCUAGAAGAGCUUGAUUCAGAUGGACUAGAAGUUGUCCAUCAAACAACUGGGAACAAGCUCCAAGCCUUGCAGAAGAAGGAACUCCAUGAGGACCGAUAGCGAAUCUGAGGCAGCUGUUUCGUGGAUCAGUGGAACUAGCAUCACCAGCCCUGGCUGCUCCAUCCCUGUGCUGUUGGGCUUAGUCUGGGGAUGUGCUACUGAACCCAGGAAGAAACGUCAUACAUUCCUUGUGCAUCAUGCACUCGGACCAUGCUCUAAGGCACGCUUUCCUCUGCAAUCACAACGUGUGUGCCUGCAUCUAUGCAACUGCUACCCAGCAACCUGCAAAAGCCUUUGACAGUGGGGGCAAACAAGUGUACACCGAAUUACAGCAAGUAGUUGUCACAUGGGAAAAGGGGUCAGCAUCUGUGGCCCUGCCUUCUCCUUAGUGCCUCCCCAGUAGAGGAAGAAAAUCACUCCUCGUCGUGCUUCAGUUGUGAAUCUGUCAGCUGAAGCUGCUGAUCUGUUAGCAUAGUCUUAAUACUGGAACACAAAUCCCUAUGAUGCCGCCAUCCUCCUGCAGUCAGGAGCUUCUGAUCCUUGAUCUCAAGGACUGAGACAUUUUUUUUAAAAAAAAUCAUUGAACUUCAAAUUUAGUGGCAAACUUCUAGGCUUUCUCUUCACCUUUCCUUCUCUUCUAAAUAGUGAUUUGGACUUAACAAGAAUGUCACCUGUAGUCAGAAUUCUGGAUUUGUAUAAUGGAACAUCUUGUUUCUUACUUGAUUAGAAUGCGGUCUUGCACCUUUUGGAUAUUGCCUUGACUUUCUUCUGCAACUUGCUUGCUUAAUCUUCACAGUAACCUAAAAAAAGAGAAAAAGCAAGUUUACUUAGUUGUUGUGACAGAAGGAACAGGGGAGGUGGGGUUGAUGGUAUAUAGUUCAGGAAGUGUAUUAAAGUCUGAAUCCAACAACAAUACAGACUUUGUCUCUGCUCAAUAUAGUAUUGGCUCCGUUGUGUUUAGUCUGUCAAGCUGCAUCUGGUGCACAGCAGCACACUUUAAGUGGAUGCUGCUAAGUAACUUACAGGUAGUGUGUUCUUACUUGUAAUAGGAAGCUCUUAACUACAGUAUCUAAAAGAAUAAUAUUUUUUCCUAAUAAUUCUGGUUACAAAUAUGUCUCAACCAAGGGAUCUGUUUUCUCUGAUUACAUAUAAAACACAGAUCUGAUAUUUCUACACUCCACCUCUGGAUAGAUGGCACCAAUUGAGAAUUGCUUACUUUGUAGUGCUGGUUUUCUCUCCUGCCUUUUUUUUCUGUUUCUGUGUCCCUUGGAGUGGAUGGACGUUACACAGGUACAAGCAAGCUCUGAGUUCUCAGCCUCAGAGGUAGGCCCAAAAUGCUACUUUUGGCAAGUCACGGCCACUUUUUCCUGCACAAGAUGUUAUAUGUGACAUCAGGUGCAGGAAAGUUCAAGCUGUAGUUUCUGAAUCUUCCUUUGCAGGCAAAAUUCGGCACUUUUUGUUUUUGACACCUUUUUCUCUUCCGCACAGCAAAUUCAAAAAGCUGUGGCUUUAGAAAGUGCUCCCCGUUCUUCCUCUGCAGUCCUAGGUUGAAGUUACACUCACCUGAUACCAUAUGGCAAGUGGGUGUCCACACCCAUCUGUCAAACUGACCUGUAAAGGGCUGACCCCUUUGGUUCUCCACCCCUGUCCUAAGCAAUAAGACUUGUUUGAAGAAGCAGUAGCAAUGACUCUCAGGGCAUGGAGAGGGCAGUGUUCACAAGGUUUUAAGCCACGGGUGCCAGCCUCUGAAUGGCUCGCAGUUUGAUAGCGACACAACUAGUAAGGAGCUACUUGUGGAAAAACUGAGCUGAAGGCAAAUGUGCCAACCAGCAAAGCCUGAGUAAUACCAGCUGAGUAUUCUCUGAGGAAUCCAAUUUCUCUUUUGAGAUCUGUGUUGCAGUAGAAAUCCAACAUCUUGUAAAGGAUGUAGGUUCAUCACAGGAGAGACCAUUUGUGAAGUAAUACUGGUUUACCCUAGUGCAAGUAUUUCACUGUAUUCAAAGGAAUGCUUAGCAUAAUUACGUAAUACAAUUAGCUGUUAGAAAGCCACUACCAAAACACAACUACCAAAAUCAUAAUGCCCGUGUCAUAAUCAUAACAAAUCUAUUAUGCGCCCAUAGUUGGAAUACGGUGUCCAGUUCUGGAGAAAUAAUAUUAUAGGGCUGGAAAAAGAUGCAGAAAGGGGCAACCAAAAUGACCAAGGGACUAGAGCAACUCCCCUAUGAGAAAAGGUUCCAAAGUGGGACCUUUUUUUAAAAAAGGCAAGUGGGUAGGGACAUGAUAAGUGGGGUACCAGCCCAAGCUGGUAAAAGAUGGUGGAGCCGCUAUAGCUACUUUACUUACAGUGACAAGGAUGGAUCAAGGAGCACCUCAGAUCUAUGCAUUCACAAAUGCAACCCUGCCCAGAACAUGCAUUAUUGCCCAGUCCCUGGGUCCACAAGAUUUGUCUUUUAAGGAUAUGGCUUCUUGGUCUUCAUCACUGCUUCAAGGCGCUGGUCCAGACCUUGCAUGGCACCUCCUGAUUUGGGUACAACAGACAAACAGCUGAGUAUCAUCAGUGUACUGGUGACGGCAUGCUCCAAACCUCCUAUAUGCCAAAUAAUAUAGGCAUGUAUGGACUGUAAUCCUUCGGCACUUACUUAGGAAUAUACAACUCUGAAGGAACUAGAUCAGUGUUUCCCAAACCUGGGUCUCCAACUGUUUUUAGACUACAAUUCCCAUCAUUGCUGACCACUGGUCCUGCUGUAGCUAGGAAUGAUGGGAGUUGUAGUCCAAAAACUAUCUGGAGACCCACGUUUGGGAAACACUGAAGUAGAUUUCUUAGUAGAUGUGCCUAGGAUUGGGCUGCAAGAUAAGACAUUCUCUUGGACUGCAUGGACUAAAAUUUGCUCCUGCAGGCUGACUCAUCUGUGUUCCAGUAUAACCAUAAUCAGCAUAAAACGGUUUUAUACUGAACUGUCACCCUGAAGAAUAUCUCAUUCUUCUUUAGAAGUGGACUGUAAAAUGAACCUCGAUAUGUCCCAGGGUAGCCUCUUCUAGGGUGCCAGGAAUCUGAAAUCGGUUACAACCAGACUAAUGAGCCAUAAAAGAGGACUUGCAUGCUAUUUUGUAAUUCUCCACACUGGCAAAGAUGUAUUUGUUCACUUAUUUUAAUUGCUCCUACUCAUGAAUCUCUAAUUGACUCUUCUUUUGAGGUUUGUACUAAUAACUGUAGAGAAAAAAAAUGCAGUUUUAGGUCUGCAAUAAAAAAAGAGAGAGAAAACA